UUUCAUAAGAAACAUAAAUUGUCAUUAAUUUUCUUAAGUCCAAAAGAAGCUUUCAGCUUCCAUGAGCUGAAGCUACUUCAGCUAAUUGAAGCCCCUUUCACCAGACUAUUCUCCCACUCUUGCCUGCCAAACCAGAAGAUCAGACUUUGCUGUUGCAAAAUGUGCUUUUAACAUGGAGGCUGGGUAAGAGUCUUGUCCUAAAAGAAGUCUUGAAAGUGUAUCUAAUACCUCCUGGAAUCUAAAAGGUAUUCUUGAAAACAUACAUGAAACCUAUUUAAUAGAUACUGGCUACAUGCUGGCUAUUCUGAAAAAUACAAUAUUCUGAAAAAUACAAGAGAAUCCCAUGUGGAGUGAGUACUUAAUAACCAAUAACUUCUUAACUGGUCCAGCUUAAAGUGAACAUAAAAUGAAAGAGCACUGGAAUGAUAAUUUCUCAUGGGGCAUAUGUGUGCCUGGGGACAGUGAUUGCCUAGAGAUAGGACUGUUUGGAUUCUUGCACCUUUCUGUGCAAAAGUGCCUAUUAAAAUCAGUUUAAGCUUCUUUUUAAUUGUAACUUUAAAUGUAAAGUUGGUUAUCACAAUCGAAUAUGUUCUUCAAACACUCUUUCCAAGAUUUACCUGAAAGUUUUUCAGAGUUAUAAAAAUAGAGAGAAGAUAAUAGACAGAAACCAGUAAAUGUUAGUGAUUUGGAAGAGUAAACACAAAUCAAAAGAGAUUCUUACCACUCCCGGAACAAAACCAACUUUAUGCACCAAAGGAAAAAUACCCAAAGUGAUACCAAAAAUAAAACGACCAAUAUAGAAUUGAAUGUUUGGCUGAGGAAUUAUCUGUUGUCAGAGUAGAAGCAGAUCAAGGACUGAGAUUUCACAAACUCAGGGAAGGUUUACAGGCUCUGGCUGCUUGACUGAAGAACCUCUUAGAAAACACUGAAGGGUUGCCAGGGUCCUGAGGUUCACCACAGUCACCAAAGCAAAGCCUUUCGGGUGUGCAUAUUUAACAGGAACACUCCACGUAUGUAUGCAGAGUGUGCCAGAAGGAGGAACUAUUACCACUUAUGAUAAAAGUGGUUUAUCUGUCUGUUACAAAAUCAAACCCUGUUAAUUGCUUGAAAAUUCCCUGAGAAACAAAGCUCCACCCCCUUGCUUUGUAACCAUAACAGCAUGGAAAACGAAAUAAGAAUUACACGGCAGGGCAUUGUUCUCAUGCUGAUGGAAGUAGGAGUUAAGGGCGAAUGAAAAGACAUGAAAAGUCCCAGCAGGAAACAGUCAACAUACUUCAGAGUAAAACAUUAAACUGACCUCACUACUUGUAAGGAAUCAUGCUACAUUUCUUGGUCCCUUUACCAUGCACUGCCACCAAUGAUCUACUACUUCCCUCUUCAGACACUGGCACUCACAGGCGUAGAAGUUUUUGCUGUUGCCUUCUUUUCCCCGAUAUUCUUGACAAUUGGCCCUCUUUGGAGGUUGGCUAACAAUGAGCAUGUCCUAGCCUUUCUGAGAUUGACUAUGGUUGGAAGCUUAGCAUCAUACCAUGCACCAAAUGCUUCAAUUAGACUGCUCAUCUUGGCUGCUGGUGUUUCUUCUUCAUUGCUGGUUCAAACAGUAACAUGGUGGUCAGGAAACAGUUUACAAAGAUUCAUCAGGAUAUGGGGCUUCAUGCUAGGCAAGGUAAUGCUCCUUGUUCUUCGUAUCUGGUACACAUCACUUAAUCCAGUCUGGAGCUCACAAGUUGCCAAUACUGUCAUACUGACAAUUGGUUUUGUAGCAGCAGUGGAGCAAAUUCAUUCAGGUGGAGACAAGAGGAAACAAGAAACAAACAAAACUGGUAAUGUGAUUAGAGAGACUGCUUCCCAUCCUCAUUGGUUUUUAUCAGGGAUUGCUUUUGGCAGCCUCAUGUUCCUCACUCUGUGGAUAUUUGGAGAGGUUUCAUUAAUUUCCAGAUGGGCAGUAAGUGGACAUCCACAUCCAGGUCCAGAUCCUAAUCCAUAUGGAGGUACAGUUCUCUUGGGCCUUGCUCAUGGAUUGAUGCUUUCAUUUUGGAGCUGGUCUUCUGUCAUCAGUUUUGCCUUGUUUCUUAUAGGUUUGGCAUCUUCAGCUGGUCUCCUUUAUUUACAUACCUGGAGUGCUGCUGUUGCAGGCAACCUUCUUGGUAUCUUUACUAUGUGUGUGUGGCCUCAGCUAGCUGGACGCUUUGUUAGCUGUCUGCAUCCUGGGAAAGUCAUGAGCACAGCCAUGUUUGCCUACGUCCUUGAAUUAUUCUUCUGUGUAUGGUGUACAGCUUAUAAAUUUGUACCUGGAGGAGUUUACAUUAGAGAAAGCUCCCAUCUUCUUCUAGGUUUUAUAAUGUUAUGUAUUGGGGUAGACUUUCUAUCAGGACCCAAGAAAGACCUUAGCUCUGUCUUUGAAGUGAAAAGCAAUCAAAAACCAUUCUUCAAAAGGUGUAAAAAUUAUAUUAAACUACUAUUGUGGCUGUUUGUUGGUGUUGGUUUGCUUGGAUUGGGUUUACGUUAUAAAACUUACCAGAAGAAGUUGGGCCAAGGGGUUCCAAAAAGAGAUUUCUCUGCUAUGAUCUGGCCUUUUAGAUUUGGAUAUGACAAUGAAGGAUGGUCUAAUUUGGAAGGAUCAGCUAAUUUGCUUAAUCAGACAGAAGCAGAUUUUAUCACUAUUAUAGAGAGUGAUGCCUCUAAACCAUUCAUUGGAAACCAUGAUCCAACAAUGUGGCUAGGAGAAAGAUUGGGAUUUUACACAGAUUUUGGUCCAAGCACAAGAGAUCACACUUGGGGGAUUAUGGCACUAUCCAGAUAUCCAAUUGUAAAAUCGACCCAUCACCUCCUUCCAUCUCCAGAGGGAGAGAUUGCCCCUGCCAUCUCCCUGACUGUCAACUUCACAGGGAAGCUGAUUGAUUUUGUUGUUGCUCACUUUGGAAAUGAAGAAGAGGACUUGGACAGAAAACUUCAAGCUAUAGCUGUUUCAAACCUAUUGAAGACUAGCUCUAAGCAAGUUGUGUUUCUAGGAUACAUCACUUCAGCUCCUGGAUCCAGAGACUAUACUGAAUUAAUAAAAAAUGGAAAUGUGCAGGAUAUUGACAGUACAGAUCGGGACAGAUGGUGUAGCUAUAUCAUGUAUCGUGGAGUAAUAAGGCUGGGUUAUGCCCGCAUAUCUCAUGCUGGUUUAAGUGAUUCAGAAGUCCAGAUGGCCAAAUUUAGAAUCCCAGAUCAUGUGGAUAGCUAUGUUGACAAUGAUGGAAUUGUCACUGAUCCCAGCCAAGUUCCUGAGGACAUCCAUUUCAAUCCCAGAGGUUUCACAGAAUCACAGAAUAUUCUGAAUUGGAAGGGACUCACAAGGACCACUGAGUCCAGGUCUCAAGUAAAUGGCUCAUACGGGGACUGAACUCCAACCUUAGUGUUAUUAACACCAACCAGCUAAGGUCAAGAAAAGAUGGUGAAAAUAGGAAAAUAUCCUGAGACACAGGCAGGAAGUUCUAUAGAAAUAAUUUCAACGAGUUAGUGAGUAAGUAAGAAUUUCAAAUAAUGUGAGCUUUCAUUGCUCUGACAUGGGUUUUAGUACAUGACUUUUGAAAAGUGGAUUCAUUUUUUUGUGGACUCCACCCUCUUCUCUGUAAAACAGGCAGUGGAAAACAAGCAAAAUAAAUCAUCUGCA
Messenger RNA from Vidua chalybeata, 3658 nucleotides. It is a transcript of the gene CWH43, whose product is annotated as cell wall biogenesis 43 C-terminal homolog. Lineage: Eukaryota; Metazoa; Chordata; Aves; Passeriformes; Viduidae. The transcript is spliced from 16 exons. The coding region runs from base 1358 to 3388 and encodes 676 amino acids. The record is from RefSeq and is a predicted model, not a curated record. Gene Ontology annotation, biological process: GPI anchor biosynthetic process. Gene Ontology annotation, cellular component: endoplasmic reticulum.